Triticum dicoccoides is the source of this 1810-nucleotide messenger RNA. RefSeq lists its product as uncharacterized. Gene Ontology annotation, cellular component: nuclear envelope. Gene Ontology annotation, biological process: nuclear membrane organization. The record is from RefSeq and is a predicted model, not a curated record. The coding region runs from base 1 to 1452 and encodes 483 amino acids. The transcript has 11 exons. Lineage: Eukaryota; Viridiplantae; Streptophyta; Magnoliopsida; Poales; Poaceae.
AUGGCGGCGCCCGAAGCCAUUCGCUGCCGUGCCAUCGCCUGGAAAGCGCUCGGCCAUUCUUCUCAACUGGAGACGGCGAGAAGAGGAAGGGGGAGAAAUGGGCGCGUCGGCGUGGAGUAUCUGUGCAUGUCUCCGGCGCGCUGGCGCGGCUGGCUAGCGGGCCUCGUCUCCGGCGCCGGCCGGCUCCUCGCCUCCGUGCUCGGCCCCUCCCCCUCCUCCUCCCCGCGCGGCUCCGGCCCCGCCGCGUCGGGCGGGUCCGCCGCCUCCUCCCCGACCUCGCUCCGGCAUCCCCGCGCGCGCGGCGAGGGCCUCCACGGCGGCGCCGGCGCUGAUUUUGAUGAUUCUGUGCGUGUCCCAUCGAAAAACAAUCAGUUAAACCAGAGUGAGGAGACUGACCUGAAAGGCUAUACGCAGGGAUCCCUAGCAAUUGUCUCAGAAAUUGAGCCGAAAGAUGCCAUAAUGCAGUUGCUUAUGCAGGAAACCUACUCAAGGUCUGAGUGCAGUACACUAAUAAAGAUAAUUCAAGAGCGGGUUGUGGAUCCAGAUUCAGGUGGAAUUGCUGAUGGUGAGAUUGCUCUUCCGAUCAGUUGGAAGGCUGACAACCAACCAACCCUUGGAUAUUCUUCAUUUAGUCCAAAUGUGUCCUUGCCUUCAACAUCAAACUUUCGAAUCCAUGGCCAUGGUUUUGAUAAUAGUGCUGCUGCCGACACAGUUCCAAUGUUAACUCCUGCCAAUCGUAGCCUUUUCAACGAUAAAGCUGACAAUAUUCAGCCUGCUUUCAAACGAAGGUACUCUGUUGUGUGGGAUAUUCCCGAGGACCUUCGAAGAGUCAGGACAAAGGCUGAUGGAAAUCCGAUACACAUCACAAAAUUUAAGAAAGUUGAUGUUGUUAGAAAUCGUCCAGUUUUUUCAGGAGAAGGCAAUAAACUGUUGUCAGAUGUUCCCCUUCUUGGGGCAAACAACUUAGCGCAUUCUAACAUUGUCUCGAAAGUUGAAAGAGCUAAUGAAAAAUUGGAUGUCCCUAGCAAACCUCCGGCAGUGCCAAAUAAGGAUCUGAAGAACGGCUUUCCUUUGAAGUUGGAACCUUUGGAUGGUCUUAGUUCGUUUGAGCAGAAGAUGAUGGACUUGUCACACCAAAAGCAUAAGGAUGCUGCAUAUGAUGACUCAGAUUCUGUCUCAAAAUUAAUGUUCAUGGGGGAUAUUGAGGCCACACCUAGCUUGCAGCUACAAAACGGCUCCAAGAACCGCAGAAGAAAGCAAUCCAACUCUCCGAGGACCACUCCGAGAGCCGCAGAUUCGCCUGCCAUGGGCACACGCCGCAGACUCGGCGACGCCACGGUCAAAGCAGAGGUCAACCUGCUAGAGCAAACCACGCCGAUAACGAUGGACAAGCAAGAUCCAGACUGUGUCCCAGAGAGGAGGCCUGCUGGGAGGCUGAGGAAGGCCAAGUGACUUGUCCUGGAUCCUGUUCAUGGCUUGGAAUCGCCUCUGAAGGUGGAUGGUGGCAAGAAAUAUGCAGUAUGGGACGAUGAUGAACUGACAGGGCACAGGCCACAACACUGCCAUGGAAUUUCAGUGUUUACUCCUGUAGAGACGUAUGCCUGCUGGACAUGGGUUAUUUAGGUGUUUAGAGGGAGAAGGGAAAGGACAACAUGCCUGCCAUGUCACUAGUAGUAUAACCAGGUGGUUUUUAGUCGACUAAAAUGUGCUAGUACAUGCAUCAUGGCAUAGGCUGCACUGACUGUAAAUCAUCGGAAUUCAGUUCCCUGUUUCUUGUGUGAAAAACUCUUUUGGUUCAGUUGUUUCCUGA